AUGGGGCCCAGAGGCAGCCAAGUCAAGGUCCUUGCCUGUGGAGACCACAGGCUUACGGGAGAGACCGUCACACAGGGCAGCAGCCCCGGAGAGCUGGAGCGGGGCACAGUGGCCCCCACCCUUCGCGCCACCUCCUCCUUUCAAAGGCCCCUCCCCCAGGAGGCCUUGCUCUCUCAGACCUCCUCUCCUUGGGAGCCUUUCCGGAUUACCCGCAGCCGGCCUUACCGCCCGCCUUACAGCCCGGCCCGGGUGGUGAAAACAGACCACCCCGCCCCCAUUCCUGGAUCCGCUGGCACCCCGCACCCCCAGCCACAGGUGGCCGGAGGAGGAUCGGAGCGCAGCGCUUCUCGGCCCGGCCUCCGGAUCACCCCUCGGCCCGCCCCCGGGGGCCUCCCGGGUCCCCCGCCCCGCCGGGCCGAGGAGGGCCGGGAGCCGGGGGGAGGGGCGGGGGGCCGGGUCGUGCCAGGCUGCCAUUUUCUGCCGCCGCCGCGGAGCCUGCGCGGGGCCCGGCCCCCGCCCCCUCCCCCGCUCCCUGCGGGCCGCGCCGGGAGCCGAUCAUUCCGGGUCGGGGUCCGCGCCCUCCAGCGCCCCGGCCGCAGGCCCCAGGCGGGGCCCCGGGGCGGGGGCAGGGCCCGGAAGGCGGAGGCGGCCAGGCCGGGGCCCCUGCGGCAGCGCCGAGCCGGGCACCACGCCCUGGCCCCGCGAGCGCCCGGCGCCGAGUUGCAGGGGUCCGGGAGCGUGCCCAGAGCCGGGCACUGCCCGCCGCCGUGCCCCCCGCCCGGCCUCCCCUCCUCUCCGCCCGCCUCCGGGCCGGCCUCCCGGGCCGCCAGAAGCGGCGCUCAUUACCGUGUGGCCGGUGGGGUCGGGCCGGCCCGGCUGCGCGCCCUGGCCUCCGCCCGCUGCUCGCCCCCCGCGGCCGCGCUGGCCCCGGCCCCGGCGCUGCGGAGCCGGCCCGGGAGGCAGCGCCGACUGGGGGGCCCCGGGGCGCCGCGGCGACGGAGGGCCGGACCCCCGCAGCGCCCCGACCCUGCGCUGGGCCUGGGCACCUCGCCUCCGCCGCGCUCCGGGCCACUCCGCCGGGGGCCUUGCUGCAGCCCUCCCCCCCGCGGGGUGCCCCGCUACCUGGCGCUGCCUCUGCGCUGGGUCCCCGCAUCCAGCACUGGCCGCAGGGACAGCGGCCCCUCCUCUCCCUGGGCCGGUGUCAGUGCCUCCCCCCAGCAGCCCGUGGAGCCCCCGGCGGCCUUCACCCUGCAGUUCUCCCGACCUCCACCAGAGCCCACUGCACUCUGCCUGCCUCAGCACUGGGGCUGGGGACAGCAGCGCCGGCCCAUCAGCACAGCAAUCCCCACCCGACCCGCCACCCCCGCCAGGUGCCGCCGCCGCCGAGUGGAGGCCAGACCACUCAACAGGGCCAAGGUCGGGGGGCCAGGUCCAUCCAGGCCGCCCUAA
Hyaena hyaena (striped hyena) is the source of this 1449-nucleotide messenger RNA. RefSeq names its product translation initiation factor IF-2-like. The transcript is spliced from 6 exons. The coding region runs from base 1 to 1449 and encodes 482 amino acids. Lineage: Eukaryota; Metazoa; Chordata; Mammalia; Carnivora; Hyaenidae. The record is from RefSeq and is a predicted model, not a curated record.